AUGACGGUCCCGCGGAUGGGAGGGUAUGAGAGGCGGGACCAAAGUCUUCCCCGCUUCUCGGCGCUGGCGAGUCCGGGACUAGGGCUGGAGAGAUCGCCGGGGAGCAUCGUCACCACUCCUGCACGGAGCCUCGCCUGGCCGAAUACUGCACAGUGCACACGUCGGGAUUGCAAAACAUUCCUGAGAAAUAUACCUGCUAUUUAUGGCAUGUGGCUGGUAACUUUACUCCUGCUGUAUUCUUUUCAAGAAGUGCACAGCGAGGAUGUGGUCUCGACGCGGCUGUACUUUGUGAAUGCUUCCCUGCAGAGAGUGACCUUCUCCAGCUCAGUGGGGGUGUCCCUGCCCUGUCCUGCAGGUGGCGCCCCCCAUGCCGUCCUCCGCUGGUACCUGGCCACAGGCGACGACAUCUACGACGUGCCACACAUCCGCCAUGUUCAUGCCAAUGGCACAUUGCAGCUCUACCCCUUCUCCCCCUCUGCCUUCAACAGCUUCAUUCACGAUAAUGACUACUUCUGCACUGCUGAGAACCAGGCCGGCAAGAUCCGCAGCCCUAGCAUCCGUGUCAAAGCAGUGUUCAGGGAACCCUACACGGUUCGCGUGGCGGACCAAAGGUCCAUGCGGGGCAACGUGGCCGUCUUCAAGUGCCUCAUCCCCUCUGCUGUGCAGGAGUAUGUCAGUGUGGUGUCCUGGGAAAAGGACACUGUCUCCAUCGUCCCAGGUAACAGGUUUUUCCUGACAUCAUACGGGGCCCUCUACAUAUCUGACGUUCAGAAAGAGGAUGCCCUUUCUACCUACCGCUGCAUCACCAAACACAAAUACAGCGGAGAAACCAGGCAGAGUAAUGGAGCUCGUCUCUCUGUGCUAGACCCCACUGAAUCCACGCCCUCUGUGAUGGACAGUUUCCAGUCAGGGGAGGUGCAGGUGGGCCGCAGCAUAGAGCUGCCCUGCAUCGCCUCCGGUUACCCCAACCCCACCAUCCGCUGGCUCAAAGAUGGGAGGCCGCUGCCUGCUGACUCCCGCUGGACGCGGCGACUGACCGGGCUUACAAUCAGUGACCUUCGCCUGGAAGACUCUGGAAACUACAUCUGUGAAGUCACCAACAGCUUCGGCUCCAAAGAGGUCACGGGACACCUUAACGUUAUUGAACCUCUGAGAGUCACACUAUCCCCCAAGAACCUGAAAACAGGCAUCAGCAGCACAGUGAUCCUGUCGUGUGCCGUGCAGGGCUCGCCCCACUUCACUGUCUCCUGGUUCCGCAAUACAGAACCUAUUAUGCCUGACCAGCACUUCUCCAUCCAGGGGUCCCACAAUGAGACCCUCUUCAUCACAGCAGCCCAGAAAAGACACUCAGGGGCAUAUCAGUGCUUCGCCACCCGCAAGGGUCAGACAGCCCAGGACUUCUCCAUCAUACUUCUGGAGGAUGGCACCCCACGCAUCGUCUCUUCUUUCAGUGAGCGAGUGGUAGCCCCUGGCGAGCCCUUCUCACUCAUGUGCGCAGCUAAAGGCGCCCCUCCACCCACCAUCACCUGGACGCUGGAUGAUGAGCCGGUAGCGCGGGACUCGGCGCACCGGGCCAGCCAGUACACGCUCUCCGACGGUUCCACUGUCUCGCACGUCAAUGUCACCAAUCCACAGAUCCGCGACGGGGGCGUGUACCGCUGCGCCGCACGCAACUCGGCCGGUAGCGCCGAGUACCAAGCGCGCAUAAACGUAAGAGGACCUCCCAGUAUCCGGGCCAUGCGAAACAUCACAGCCGUGGCUGGUCGCAACACCUUCAUUAACUGCCGUGUGAUUGGCUACCCCUAUUACUCCAUCAAGUGGUACAAAGAUGGGAUGCUGUUGCCAGACAACCAUCGUCAGGUGGUGUACGAGAAUGGCACUCUGAAACUGAGCGAUGUGCAGAAGGGAAUGGAUGAGGGGGCAUAUGUGUGCAGUGUGCUCAUCCAACCCCAGCUCUCCAUCAGUCAGACUGUUCACGUCACCGUGAAAGUUCCACCCCUCAUCCAGCCCUUUGACUUCCCCCCGACCUCCAUUGGUAAGCUGAUGUACAUUGCGUGUGUGGUGUCGUCCGGAGACAUGCCAAUCCGGAUCACCUGGCGGAAGGACGGACAGGAGAUUGUGUCGGGAACGUCAGGGGUCACUAUCGAGACCAAAGAGUUCAUGAGCUCCCUUCAGAUCUCCAAAGUCUCGCUCAAACACAACGGAAACUACACCUGCAUCGCAAGCAAUGAUGCAGCCACUGUCAGUUCAGAGAGACAGCUUAUCGUAACAGUUCCCCCUCGUUUUCGAGUUCAGCCCAAUAACCAGGAUGGUAUAUAUGGAAAGUCAGAGGUUCUAAACUGCUCUGUGGAAGGGUACCCUCCUCCAAAAGUCGUAUGGAAGCAUGCUAAAGGUAUAGGGAACCCUCAACAGUACCACCCAGUUCCACUGACAGGUCGCAUACAGAUCUUGUCCAAUGGUUCACUGCUGAUCCGUCACGUCCUAGAGGAAGACCGGGGAUACUACCUGUGUCAGGCCAGCAAUGGAGUGGGCUCCGAUAUCAGCAAGAGCAUGAUGCUCACUGUUAAAAUUCCAGCCAUGAUCACAUCCCAUCCAAACACUACUAUGGCCAUAAAAGGGCAGAACAAGGAGUUAAAUUGCACGGCUCGUGGUGAGUACCCCAUCAUCAUCCGAUGGGAGAGGGGCGACACUGUUAUCGACCCUGACCGCAACCCUCGAUACUCCAUCACAACAAGCCCGAAUGAGAAAAGCGAUGAAGUUAUCUCCACUUUGAAGCUGAAGCCAGCUGAGCGCGGGGACUCCGUCUUUUUCUCCUGCCAUGCCAUCAACUCAUACGGCGAGGGCCGAGGGCUCAUCCAGCUGACGGUGCAAGAGCCACCUGAUCCCCCAGAGCUGGAGGUGCGAGAGGUCAAAGAUCGCAGUAUGAACCUUAGGUGGACGCAGCGGUUUGACGGCAACAGCAUCAUCACGAGCUACGACAUUGAGUACAAGAACAAAUCCGACCCAUGGGAGCUGAAACAUGCCACCCGGAAGAUAUCGCCCACCAACAACCAGGCCAAUAUUGUGGAGCUCCAUCCAGCGUCCGUGUACAGCAUCCGCAUGUACUCUUACAACAAGAUCGGACGCAGUCAAGCCAGCAAAGAGCUGACUAUAAGCACAGAAGAAGCACCCCCUGAUGGUCCACCUAUGGAUGUGAUUCUCCAACCAAUGACCUCUCAGAGUAUCCGUGUGACCUGGAAGGCACCUAAGAAGGAUCUCCAGAAUGGUGUGAUCCGUGGCUAUCAGAUCGGUUAUAGGGAAAAUGGGCCAGGCAGUAAUGGUCAAUACAGUAUAGUGGAGAUGAAAGCCACAGGUGACAGCGAAGUUUACACGCUCGAUAACUUGAAGAAGUUUGCUCAGUAUGGCGUGGUUGUCCAGGCAUUCAACAGGGCUGGAACCGGACCUUCCAGUUCUGAGAUCAAUGCCACCACACUUGAAGAUGUUCCCAGUCAGCCUCCCCAGAACGUACGGGCCAUCACGGUGACGUCAGAUGAGGCGGUGAUAACAUGGUCGGAGCCCCCGCGGAUGACCCUUAAUGGGGUUCUUAAGGGCUAUCGUGUCGUGUUCUGGUCCCUCUACCCCGAUGGAGGUGGGUGCUGUGGGGGCCAGACACUGGGGCUCAACCAGAAAUGGGGAGAGAUGCAAAACAUCACCACCACUCGUGAGCAGGUGGAGUUGAAGGGUUUGGAAAAAUUCACAAACUACAGCAUACAGGUGCUGGCCUACACACAGGCAGGGGACGGCGUCCGCAGCAAUGUUCUUUACAUACAGACCCGAGAAGACCACCCUGGUCCUCCAGCAGGCAUCAAAGCCGUGCCAUCUUCUGCCACCAGUGUGGUGGUAUCCUGGCUUCCCCCUGUUAAGCCCAAUGGUAUCAUCCGCAAAUACACAAUCUACUGCUCCAGCCCUGGAUCGGGCCAACCGGCACCCAGCGAAUAUGAAGCCAACCCUGAGCUGUUGAUAUACCGAAUCACCCACCUGAACCGGGGUCAGCAGUACCUGAUCUGGGCGGCUGCCGUCACAACUGCCGGUCGUGGCAACAUCAGCGAGAAGGUCACUGUGGAGCCUGCUGGCAAAGCUCCUGCUAAAAUCCUGUCAUUUGGUGGAACGGUGACCACUCCAUGGAUGAAGGAAGUCCGGCUGCCAUGCAGCUCGGUGGGCGAGCCGACACCCACCAUUAAAUGGACCAAAGACAGUGAGGACACCGCCAUCCCUGUCACUCAAGAUGGUCACCGUAACAUCCUUUCAAAUGGAACCCUGGUGCUGCGCUCUGUUAAAGCCGAGGAUUCGGGGUACUACACCUGCACAGCCACCAACACACUGGGGUUUGACACAAUCAUCGUAAACCUGCUGGUUCAAGUGCCUCCGGAUCAACCCCGUUUGACAGUGUCCACCACCUCAACUUCCUCUAUCACUCUGGCCUGGAUCCCAGGAGACAAUGGUGGAAGCUCCAUCAGAGGUUUUGUGUUGCAGUAUUCAGUGGAUAAUACUGAGGAGUGGAAAGAUGUCUUCAUCAGCUCCAGCGAGCGUUCAUUCAAGUUGGAAAACCUGCGUUGUGGCACCUGGUACAAAGUCAAACUUGCAGCCAAAAACAGUGUGGGAGCCGGCCGCAUCAGCGAGAUCAUUGAGGCAAAGACCCACGGCAGAGAGCCACAGUUCAAUAAGGACCAGCCACUCUUCACUCACAUCAACUCCACCCACGCCCGACUCAACCUGCUGGGCUGGACGAGCGGUGGUUGCCCCAUCACGGCUGUCCUUCUCGAGUUCCGCCCCAAAGGCACCUGGGCCUGGCAGAAUGUUCGCACCAAUGCCUCCGCUGACAUCUUCCUCGCUGAGCUGCGUGAGGCCACCUGGUACGAGCUCAAGAUGAAGGCGUGCAACAGCGCUGGUUGUGGCAACCAGAGCUCCCAGUUCGCCACACUGGAUUAUGAUGGCAGCACUAUUCCUCCCAUUAAGUCAGCACGAGGGGAAGGGGACGACGUUAAAAAGCUGUUCUCCAUUGGCUGUCCUGUCAUCCUGGUCACACUGGGCAUGGCUCUGCUCUUCAUUAUCCGCAAGAAACGUAAAGAAAAGCGACUCAAGAGACUCAGAGAUGCUAAGAGUUUGGCUGAGAUGCUUAUCAGCAGUAAGAACAAUCGAAGUUUUGACACUCCAGUUAAAGGGCCACCUCAGGGACCCCGAUUGCACAUAGAUAUCCCCCGUGUACAACUGCUCAUCGAAGACAAAGAAGGAAUCAAACAGAUAGGUGAAGACAAGGCCACCAUCCCUGUGACAGACACCGAGUUCAGCCAAUCAGUGAACCCUCAGAGCUUCUGUACGGGCGUUUCUGUUCAUCACCCUGCCCUCAUCCAGAACACAGGCCCUUUGAUUGACAUGUCUGACAUUAGACCAGGAACCAAUCCAGUAUCGAGGAAAAGCGUGAAAUCAGCACACAGCACGAGGAACCGCUACUCCAGCCAGUGGACAUUGACUAAAUGCCAGGCGUCUACACCCGCUCGCACACUCACCUCAGACUGGCGGACAGUGGGCUCCCAGCAUGGCAUCACCGUCACAGAGAGUGACAGCUACAGUGCCAGCUUGUCCCAAGACACAGAUAAGGGACGUAACAGCAUGGUGUCCACUGAGAGUGCGUCCUCCACAUACGAGGAGCUGGCCCGAGCAUAUGAACAUGCUAAGCUGGAGGAGCAUCUACAACAUGCUAAGUUUGAGAUCACAGAGUGCUUCAUCUCCGACAGCUCUUCUGAUCAGAUGACCACCGGAACUAAUGAUAAUGCGGACAGUAUGACGUCCAUGAGCACGCCGUCUGAACCAGGCAUCUGCCGCUUCACCGCCUCCCCACCCAAACCACAAGACUACGACCGUGGCAAGAAUGUGGCAGUGCCCAUUCCUCACCGCGCCAACAAGAGUGAGUACUGUAAUCUUCCCCUCUACAUGAAGACAGACCCUUUCUUCCGGAAGCAGGCAGAGCUCCAUGACCCCUGCCCUGUUGUCCCGCCCCGUGAGGCGUCCAUCCGGAGCCUCGCAGCCCGGGCCUACCACACACAGGGCCGCCACAUGACAUUAGACCCCUCCAAGCAGCAGGCCCUGACACUGGGCCACGGCGGCCUGAGCAGCCUGACCAGCUCAGGGGCCUCUGGUACGUCGGGCCCCGCCUCCAGUGGGGCUGCUGGGAGCUCCAGCAUCAGCUCAGGCACAGCCACCCUGCCCCAGAGGACUCUCACCAUGCCCAGCACUUCCUCCACCUCCUCGGCCCCGAGCGGCGCGGUCGCCGCUGGAGCAGCCACCAGCGGGAGCUCCACAGGGGGCAGCGGGCUGACACCCGGGAGUUCAAAGGUCGGGGGAUCAAGAGACUCUCUGCUAGAGAGCAGCUCGUCUGGCCUGGGCAGAUUGCAAAAGCAGAAUGCUGGGGCGUACUCCAAAUCCUACACACUGGUGUAGCUCACACACAAAUUGUACGUUAACACACACACACACACACCUGGAGUCUAUUCGUUGCUGGGCAGGGGCGGAACUGAGCAAUGGCAGGACUUAAACAGCACAGGGGUCUUUCUCUUUGUCUCUCUUCCUUUUUCUAACUCUCUAUUUUCUUUUCUUCUUCACACUCUGCUUUUAAGUUUAUGCAUUUGGCAGAUGCUUUUAUUCAAAGCAACUUACAGUGCAUUCAUCAUACACAUUUUAACAUUUUAUUGUGUUCCCUGGGGAUCAAACCCACGACCUUGGCGUUGCAAGCGCCACGCUCUACAAACUGAGCUUCAGGAACCCUGUUCUAUUGCUGUUGUUCUAUCUCGAGCCUUCUUCCUGGAUUAAAUAUGCCAAACCCCCAGGACCUUUUUCUUCUACCUUACCUUCUUAUUUUGUCCUUUUUUUCAAUCAUCUCUUUGUUUCUCUCUCCUUCUUCCCCUCUCUCUAGCUCUCUUUUCUCCGGCUUCUCUCUCUCUGUCACCUUGGACCUUAUGCACGAAAUGCUUUCCAUGUGCACUUGUUCAUUUGAUUUCUUAAAUUCCGAAAAUAGAACAAAAAAGCAGUUUUAAGAGAUAUAUGGUUUCACAUUAACCUGUCUAGAUGUUUUUAAAGCUGUCGAAAGUGUCUCUUUUUGUAUGUCUCUUGCAUAACUUCGUACUGCAACGCAUUGCCUCGGAAAGCUUAUGCAUAAACAAAUCCACCAUGGUGUCCUCUUUUCGCCCCGUCCUGUUCCACAUCGUAAAACAGCUUGAAGAUGACAGUCUCGACCGCCUGAAUCGAGUCUUUGGGAUUUUUUUUCAUGCAAUUGAUGACACAGUACAGAGUGUUAUUGACUAUUUUGUAAACAAAUAAGAAAAAAGUGACCAAAAAAAAAAAUGUCUGGAGCCAUUUUCACAUCUGAUGUAUGGUUACUGUACUUUUUUGUUUGUUUGUUUGGUAUUCUAUUUUAAAAUAUUUGAAUUUAAGCACUAACGAGAGCCAGGUGGAUCCACAAAGCUUACUCAAGCUUGUUUGUGUGUGUGGUGUGUGUGUGUGUGUGUAUAUAUAUAUAUAUAUAUAUAUAUAUAUAUAUAUAUAUAUACACACACACACACACAUGUGGCCAGCACACACCUUUAAGGGAUGUCUAAAUUAGGCUUACGCAACUGGGGUCACAAAUGUGUAAAGGGUAGACAAAUACCUUUUCUCUUCACAAAUCACUCUAAUAUGAAUGAAAGGCUCUUGUUUUUGCUGGUUGUUUGUUUGUUUGAUUGAUUGUUUGUGUUUGAUGCCAUAUACUUAUCACCCCUCCCUUUCCACCCCAGACUUCCCCCAAAACUUUACCACUUCCUCUGUCUCACUGUGAACGCCUAACAGCCUCUCCUGGAUGGAUAGAGUGCAUGCAGAAAGGCGGAAAGAGGACGAGAGGUAGGGAGGAAGUAGAGGCAGAUAGAGAUGAGGGCCCAAGAACUGAGAGGGAGAUAUAUCUGCUGUCACUGUGUAGCUUUUCUGCGUUUGUUAAAUUCUCAUUAUUCUUUUCUUUCCUUCCCCAAAUGAAGACUCUGGCGGCCGUUCCUAUUUGAAGGUCUAAGAGACUCUAGCUUUAGGUAGCGCAGGGGUGUAUAAAGGAGGAAAUGAGUGAAAUGUGGGAGGGGAAAUUGAGAGAAUGAAGAAGAAAAGAUGUUUAAUUUAACCCCUGAACAAAUCAAACAGCCUUUCCCCUUCCUUCAUUCACUCAUCGUCCAAAGCAAAGCCCCCUUCACAGAGAAACUUCCAAAAAACAACAAACUUUCCCGAUGAUUUCAAUGGAAAAAGAAGUAUUACAUCAGGGCUCCUGCAAUACAAAAGAAGAAAAAAGAAAAUAUAUUGCAAUGUUUGUUGUUAAAAUAUAUACAUAUAUAUUUCUAUCUAAAGAUAUAGUAAAUAUAUACGUGGUGAGAGCAGAGAUUUAAUGCCAUAUCUAAUUGAGAAAGAAAAAUUUUAUUUAAAAAAGAUUUGAAGACAAUCGCUCAGUGAGAGGUGCAGCAGUAAGCCAGAGGAGGUGUCAAUCACGAAACGGUGAGAUAAACGGGUAACAAAACCAAGAGAGAAAAAGAACAGCACAGGGUUUGUUUUGACGUGGUGGGAGUUAGUUUGGGCAGCAGUCAUUUUGCUGGGAAGUCUUUGAAAAGACCUAUGAGACUCCUAAACAAUGGUCCUGUGCAAAAUGCCACCCAAAGCUCUUGUGGUUGUCCUCCAAGUCCACACUUUGCUGACGUAAUGUCCCAUAGACUGUCGUAAAGUAAUAAUCUGUGGAUUGUUACUGCUGAUUUUGAGUAGUAAACAUUAAGUAGAUGGCCAUAUUUGAUUGUUGCAUCUCGAGACACUUGUGUUCUGUUCUUUUUGAUGUGCUGCAAAUUUCGUUACUUUAGCGCAAGAAUGUGUUCGGUAUGAACAGCCCCUUACGGCCCUGAUAUACUUCAUACGAAAAACUCUCAAUCUCCAUUCACUCGUGUGCCAUCUGCAGAGGAAGCCAUUCACACAUCUGCCCAAAGAUAUGCCUCAUCAUUCUUCUAUCUGUAUUCUGGACAUUAACACUUUUAUUUGCCAGUCUUUGCAGUAGUAUCAGUGUCAUCAUAAAUUACAAUAACAGAGUGUAAUCGGCACAUACUAUGCUACGCAUAGUGUGUUAGCGCAUUAGUGCCAUAUAUCCACAAUGUGUAAAUCAUCGAGUGGUUAAAACAGCUUCUUUUGCUGACCUCAUGUGAAUUCUACUCAUAGAAUGAGGCGUAAAGUCAUUGAUAACACAUUUUAAUUUUAGUAAAUGUUUACAUGUAGCCUCUUCAUAUUUAAAUGCUCCUCUGAAUGCCUCCCACAGCAGUGUGACCAUUGUCUGAAUGUUUGCAAACAGUAUACCAUUGCUCGGCUAUUUAGAACUUCUUUUUACCCCUGAACAAAAAAUUAAGAAGAACCUAUCCGGAAGUAUAUCAGGGCCUUUACAGUUCAUUUGUAUUAGGGCUGUCGAUUUAGCAUGUUAAUUUAGUGUGAUUAAUCAAUGAAAAAACAUUAUGUUAAUAUGUGUUAACUAAAGUAUUGCAAAUAAUGGUCACCGGACCAUGCCUAUAUUUUGUAAUAAGGACUUUUACCACCAACUGAGCAAUUCAUACUUGAAGAACCAACUACUUUUUUUAUGAGUAGCAAUCAGCAGGGGGCAUUCAGCGCAACUCCAGCUACAUAGGCAACGUGCAGCAAAACACACUUACAACAUGAGUAAAGAGCCUCAUAUCAGUAUGCAUUCUUGUGUUCAAAUAUAGUGGGAGCACAAAUUAAUGCAUGGGUAUCAAGACAUUGAAUUUGGCACAAUGUCCUAAAAAUACAACGUUUAUGGCAUGAGACAAUGCAAAUCAAAAGACGCAAUGCAAGUCACGUGCAGGCUAUGCCCAUCGCAAGUCUGCAAGACAUUAAGUAUACAUUAAGUGUGUCAUUUGGGACAAGGCCAUUGGAGUUGUCGCCCCUAACUAACUUCCAGUCAUCAUUAUAAUCAGCCGGGCUGUGUAGUGCAACAUGCCUGUAUGGCAUUAUCCGUUGAGCUCCACAGGUAUGAAGGACAGCUGCGAGAUAUUUAUGGGCGUUUUUCUCACACUCUCUACAGUUGCUUGGACACAAUUAAAAUUUGCCACUGCGAAUUCUGUUCAUAGAUUGAGUGCCAUCUGAAUCCAUUUCCAGUAUGCACCAUCUCUAUUGCCCAAUGAGCAGUUUAAAAUACCCUUAGUGUUUGAGAGCUUUUCUUUAGGCCCUUAAAGUGAUAGUUCACCCAAAAAUUUUAAUUCUGUAAUUAUUCACCCUUAUUUUGUUCCAAGCCUGUAUGACAUUCUUUUUACCCUGGAACACAAAAGGAGAUGUUAAGCAAUUGAGUGUGUUAGUCUCAUUCACCAUUUACUUUCUUUGCAUCUUUUUUCCAUACAAUGAACGUGAUUGAUGAUAAUAUUCUAUCCUUCUGUGUUCCACGGAAAAAAGUCAAAUGGGUUUGGUAAAAUAUAUAGCUGAGUAAAUUAUGACCAAAUUUUCAAUUUGAGGUGAACUAUUCCUUCAAUGUGAGAUCUCUCCUGUUACUUUGAGCAUCCAAGCUUUCAGCACUUCUGAUAAGUCAGAUUUUAUAUAUCAGGGGACAAAUCAGAUACAUUUAUGUACCAGGUAUUUAUAUUGGUAACUUUCAACACCUAACCCCUGCAAAUGUCAGCACAGGAUAUAGCACACAUUUAUAAUUUUUUUUUUACAGCAGGAUUCAGUUAUAUGCAGCCGUCUGAUCAUACCCCAUGUUAGCAUGAUUGGAAUCAACAGAUCUUUCAAAGUUACAGAGAUGGGACGUGUUGUGUUGGGUUUAAAAUUGAGCUGAUUGAAUGAUUAUAUAUCUUGAAUCUAUUUGUGGCAUAUGAAGAAAACUUGUUGACUUACCAGGAGAUGUUAUAUUGGUGGCUUUAUUCAUUAGGAUUGUGUUACAGUGUAUCCCAAAGUUUGUGUAAGAUGAAUAAAUUUGAUAACCCAGAACCAAUACAACUAAAACAGAGUUGCAACGAAUGUGGACUUUCUAAAGUGUUUUAAAAACAGUGAAGGAAGUAUGUGUUCCUCUUAUUGCUGCUCAAAUGCCCACUGACUGGGUUUUUGUGUCCGUCUGAUGGCGGACUUGCCCAGUGCAUUUUGCCAUAAACAUGUUUUAUUAGGAUUAGACCAAUAACUAUAUCAGUAUUUAGUAUUCAUGCCUUUUCAGGUGAAACAUCUUGUGAAAUGUUCCCAAAACCACCCCAGAGAGCACCCACAUCCCUCAUGUUUUUAAUAUUUAAAGGACAGUUGCUGACUUAUAAAAGAAUUUCAAUAUUUUUUUUGGUUGCAUUAUUUAUAAAAAAGAAAAGAAAAGAUGUGUCCAACUUAGUUUUUUUUACCUGAUGUUUAUGUUGGGAAAAAAUGCAGUUGUGUUGCGCAACGGGGCAGGCCUGUUUAGCCAGUUGAAUCAGGGACUCCUGAGCUCCAACCAAUCACAGGAGAAGCUGUGUGGAUUUUGGGCGGAGUCAGGAAUAGAACUCCACCACCACACGUCUGUUUCCCCACCCAAAUAAUCCGAUUAGCCCCUUUUCCUAAACCAAGAAAAAUGUCCUGCUAUACCCAAGACGUCCCUGUCAGCAUAAUUUCUAAUCUACAAAUAAAGACUCUUGUAUAUACGAAACUGUUUUGUAUAAAUAAUUACUAUUUUCGACAUCUCCAUUAGCAACCAGGGCACAAUUAUGUCUGGUGAAAGGUUUAACUUUAAAUGUGAGGGGAUUAAAAAUACAAAAAAAAUAUAAAAAUCUAACAAAACAUUUUUACACAUUGAUUUUUGAAUGGAACACAGAAAACCAGACAGAAAAGAUGUCUGGCAUUUGAUUUAUUUUCUCCUUUUUAUAAUUUGUCUUAUGUUUUUACUCAUUUAUGUUGUUGGUUGUUUUGUUUGUUAUACUUUGGUUUUGUUUCUACCUUUUGGUUAACUUGAAGAAAAAUGGCAUUGCAUGCUCUGAAUCUUUUGCUGGUUAUUAAAAGAUAAGGAAAAGGAGACAAAUAACUAAAAGGGAGAAAAAAAAAGUUUAAAAAAAUGCAGAGGGGGAUUCCUAAACUUUUAUGAAAAAAGUUGCUUCAAUUUGCAAUUGCUUGUGUUUAAAUAUACAGGUUUUUUUUCUAUAAAACAAAACAAAAACAAAAAAAGAGUUCUCCAACACCUUGUGCA
This is a messenger RNA of Xyrauchen texanus (razorback sucker), 12214 nucleotides long. Its product is annotated as cell adhesion molecule DSCAML1. The coding region runs from base 1 to 6477 and encodes 2158 amino acids. Gene Ontology annotation, cellular component: plasma membrane; axon. Gene Ontology annotation, biological process: axon guidance; homophilic cell-cell adhesion; dendrite self-avoidance. The record is from RefSeq and is a predicted model, not a curated record. Lineage: Eukaryota; Metazoa; Chordata; Actinopteri; Cypriniformes; Catostomidae. Gene Ontology annotation, molecular function: cell-cell adhesion mediator activity. The transcript has 33 exons.